CCUCCAACAACAACCAAACCAACCAGCCAGAGCAACGAUGGCUGGCGGCGGCGUGGAUGACGGCUCCACGUACUCACCCCUGGUGGGUGGCGUGUAUGUCUUCAACUUGAUCGUCGGCGCAGGCGCACUGGCCAUGCCAAAGGCCUUCAGCGAGAGCGGUUACAUUGGAGGAUGCAUUCUCGUUGCUCUGCUUGCGGCCUUCUCGUACUUGACGGUCACCUUUAUGAUCGAGGCCAUGGCCAUCGCCAACCGCUUUCGCCGCCACGAGGAGAGACAACGGCAUGUGCAGAGCUCCGAGGUUGCGCCCCUCAUCAAUGAAACAGAGGCCGCCAAUCCGUUUGAGAUUACGCACCGCACAGAGAUGGCGGAGAUGGCCAAGAUGUUCUUCUCCACGUGGGGCCUUCGCUUCUUCUAUGCAUGCAUCGUCAUCUAUCUCUACGGCGACCUCUGCAUCUACGUCGUCGCAAUCCCAAAGUCCCUUCAGUCCGUCGCCUGCGGCAAUCUUUCGCACCAGGCGCAUUCGCACUCGCACCACGAGAACCACACCUAUGCCCACCACCACUGCAUGGGCACGCUCGACUCCCAGCAGGCAUACUACGUCUUCCUGACUGCAUUUGCGGUGGUGCUCGGUCCCUUCUGCUUCUUCAAUGCGCAGAAGACGAAAGCGCUGCAGAUCUUCACCACCGUCAUGCGCUGGUCCACGUUCAUCAUCAUGAUCGUCAUCGCCCUCAUCGGCAUUGCAAACAAAAAGGGCUUCAACCACGACGACCACGUGCCGCAUGCGUCUGACGUCAGCACUUUCAAGGCCACCGGACUUCCGGUCCUCUUUGGCGUCUCCAUCUACUCGUUCAUGUGCCAUCACAGCUUGCCUUCGCUACUGACGCCGAUUACGCGGAAGAAAACGCUUGGGACGGUGCUGUCGCUUGAUUUCCUGCUGUGCUUCCUCUUCUACGCCCUCCUCUCCCUCACCGCCGUCUUCAGGUUCCAAGCGGACAGUUUGAAGGAUUUGUACACGCUCAACUUCACGGACUUCCCGUCCAAGUUUGUCUCAUACUUCCUCGGCCUCUUCCCUGUCUUCACGCUCAGUGCGAAUUUCCCGAUUAUCGCCAUUACGCUGCGCAACAACCUGCGACAUCUCUUUGAGCCCCCAGACAGGCCCUUCCCAGCAUGGGUCACACGGUUUGUGCUGCCUAUUGCUGCAAUUGGCCCGCCAAUCCUGGUCGGCUACUUCACGGAGGACGUCGGCUUCCUCGUCUCAUUCACCGGGUCAUAUGCUGGUGUCGGCAUUCAAUACGUCAUCCCGGCCCUGCUGUGCUACUUUGCCCGCCAAAAGGCCAGGCGCGUCUUUGAGACAUACGACAAUCCUCACGCGUCUUUCUUCUCACACAAGGGCUGGAUUUUGUUCGUGGUUGUGUGGUCUGUGGUGUGCAUUGGGGUGGUCACGUUCAACCACAUUUACACAAGGUCAUGACACACAUACAGGCACGCACUGUAAAGUGUGCCCAACCUAGCAUUGUGCAUUGUUGUUCUUUGAUUCGGCGUUGUAGUUGGUGUUCUCCUCCUUGUGGUCCUUGCUUGCCUGGUUUGCUUUGUACUCUUUUUUGUGCGUUUGCUGUGCUGUAUGCUUGCUCUGAGCUUUCCUUCUUCGUCUUCGUCUUCUUGUUUUUCUUCUUCUUCUUUGCUCUUGUUCCUGCCACGCAUGGAACACGCUGUGGAGUCAGCAAGCAAACAGCAACAAGGGCCAA
Salpingoeca rosetta is the source of this 1745-nucleotide messenger RNA. RefSeq lists its product as uncharacterized. The transcript has 15 exons. The record is from RefSeq and is a predicted model, not a curated record. NCBI's taxonomy places the organism in Eukaryota, Choanoflagellata, Craspedida, Salpingoecidae. Bases 38 to 1471 code for a protein of 477 amino acids.